AUGCGACCAGGCGCAAAAAGGCCCGACUCAAGCCAUGUCCUGGCGGCGGGCCUCACAAGGAAUGUGAAUCUGGGGAGGCACUUGCUGUCCACGUACAAUAAGCCUGAGGCAAAGAACAUCGAUACGAAACCCCGCGAACCGAAGUCUACGAUAAAUGAGCUGCCCGUGUCAAGUGAUGACGAGGAAUUGACCGAACUAAGCUCUGCCGAUUUCGAGAACGAUUCCAUUUCCGAAUCGCAGGAUGAAGCAGACCAGGAACCAGAAUCAAAGCCCAAAGCCGAGAACGAACCUGCGACAGACGACGAGCCGGUGAGCACCAGCGAAGAUGAAAGUAUUGAUGAUGGUCUCGACUUCCAGCGACCGAAGAAGAGAACUUUCGAGUUCUAUAAGGAGAAGAAGUCCGGGCGAGCAGACAGAGGUGGGAUGGGCGACGAGGACUCCUUUAUGAUGUGGUCUUCCCAAGGCUCCAAACGAGCAAAGUCCAACACAUACGGGUCAGCGACUUCAUUUUCUCGAACCCCCAGCUAUGUUCGGUCACCGGCCACUCCCGAUAAGAGCUCUCCUCGUGUGAAGUCACAAACUCCCAGAAUGCGGGUCAAGAAGGAGGACAAGAAGUCGACCUCCAACUCGCAGCCGGACAAUGACUUUAUAGUCGCAAAGGAAAUCCAUAGGUCAUGUCCAAAGAUAUCAGAAUCAUCACCUGGAUCCAAGAUGCCUUCUGCUAUUCCCGCGAGCUCCAACCCCAAUUCAACACUGGCCAACUCGUCCUUCAGGGAACCGUUCUCUAUGGACUUGGAUGCCGAAGAUUCGCCCCUUUCGUCUCUCAGUUCCCUACCAAGCUCCCCCGCAUCCCAGCCCGAAUAUUUAGGACCAGCAUUAUGCCCGAUGUGCAAGAAGGAAGUCGACCCCGAACUACUCGCGAUAUUCCGCGCACAGCCAAAGCAACGAGUUCGGGAACAACAACAAUUCUGUGCAUCUCAUCAACAACACACUGCCGAGAAGGAAUGGGAAUCACAAGGCUACCCUACCAUCAACUGGGAUACCUUCGACCAGCGGGUUCAGAAGCACUUUUCUGCACUUGAAAGGCUUCUCGUCCCGGACUGCUCCUCGUAUUAUCGCAACAUACUGGAUACAGCGCUUAAGAGUGGGAAAGCGCGAAACUUUCGUCUUACUCUGGCUGGCGAUGGCCUUGAGACCAUGUCUUGUGGGUAUUAUGGGACGAAAGGGUCUGGCAAGAUGUUACAACUUCUCACCGAUCGUUUCGCCGUGAAACUACGCCGUUUAGCCACGUCCGACCACAUUGUCAAGCAGGCAGGCGUCGUCGGCUACGCCCAGUCCGUCCUGGUUCCCGAAUUAGCGAUCCGCCUGGUCAAAGAAGACAUGGCAGUCAACGAUGAUGCUGCUCGCCAAAUUCUUCGGGAAAGUAUUGCUUUGGGCGAGAAGCUCAACCCCGCACUGGACGAUGAAGUACCGAUUCCAGAUGAUCUCGCCGAGACCUUUGAAGAUGAAGCUUGA
Penicillium cataractarum is the source of this 1515-nucleotide messenger RNA. RefSeq names its product RTC4 family protein. Bases 1 to 1515 code for a protein of 504 amino acids. The transcript has 2 exons. NCBI's taxonomy places the organism in Eukaryota, Fungi, Ascomycota, Eurotiomycetes, Eurotiales, Aspergillaceae. The record is from RefSeq and is a predicted model, not a curated record.